Molecule: messenger RNA, 2434 nt
Organism: Mercenaria mercenaria
Lineage: Eukaryota; Metazoa; Mollusca; Bivalvia; Venerida; Veneridae
Exons: 5
Coding region: 33-1016 (327 amino acids)
Source: RefSeq, a predicted model, not a curated record
GCAGCCUGCAAAAGGAAAGAACGAAAAUAAGGAUGAAAAAUAAGAAGACCACAGAAACAAAUGAAACAAAGCAUCUCCGAACAGUGAAAGAUCUUAAUGAACAAGGACACCAUGAAAGUAGUCCAGGGAAUAAUAUUUUUAAAAAGGAUACAGAUGGGACAUUAACAAGACCGUGUGUAGUUGCACUAUGUGAAUGUAUGAAGUCCGUUGGAAUUCUUUACAUAGGCCAACAUGGUAGGGGCACUGUCGUUAGAGUUGGAUGUAACUACAUCAUAACUGCGUGGCAUAUUGUAGAAGGAAUACUAUUCCCUGCUUGUAGAGAUUCAACACUCCCAGACAUCACUUGUUUGCAAAAGGACAAUAUCACUGUUGACUUUGGUGAUGACCGAUACCAAGCCACAGAGAAGUUCAAACUUCUACCGAAUAUUGUUUUUAAGGACGCAGACUUAGACAUAGUCAUUCUGGUACUGGAUACUGCUGAGAAAAAAAACAAUCUGCCUCAACCUUUUCAGUGGAUUUGGCUCAGACUUGUAGGCAUUUUAUCAACAAGCAUGCUUGUAAUUGGACAACAUCCGAGUGAAACUUGUAUCGUGAUAGAUUCGGAAUGCAAAAAAAUUUGUCUUGACGACGAGAAAGUCGUGAAAGCAAAGAAGUGGUUUAAAACCAACAAAGAGAAAUUGAAGCUGUGCAGAAAAAGAAAGGGGUUAGAUACAAAUAGUGUCGAUUCUUCACUAUUCGAAAUCAACGACGAACGAAAAGUAAUCAUUGAUACCUUUUUAGGAAAAGGUGCAAGUGGCGGCGCAAUUGUUGGGAAGAGCAGUGAUCAAACGUUGGGAUUAGUCGCAAUUCUUACUCAUGGUAUUCCCCCACCAUACUAUGAUGAAACAGACCUGAAAAUUCCACAGGAACUUUGUAUGGAGGUUGGAACCACAAUGAAAGCAAUAAAACACGCAAUGGAAGUACAGUGCGUUGACCACCAGAUCAUCAAUUCCAUAUUUCCAUCAUCCCAUACCUGAAUUCCUGCAGAUGACAGUAGGGAUUUUUAUCUAGAUGAUAGUGUGUUACUUUUACCGGAAUGUAAUAGAACAUGGCCAUUAAGCCCAAAUGCUAUUGAGUCUGAAUUAUAUUUGACGUUAGAAUGGCCUAUAUAUUUUGUUAAUUGACAACAUUGACUUUUUUAUAAGUGCUUAAAAGAUGUUUGAGAUGUACUUCGUGCAACAUCUUACGGGGUGUAUAUUUCACAGGUUAUAAGAUUAGUCAUGUUUAUGAAAUUAACCUUCGUAAUGUAAAUACGUGUGUUACCAUAAAGUUUCUCCAGCAAUGCUACCAUUGUGGAUAGCUGUGCUAAACUGUUAUCAUUCUUAUCAUAUUUCUUUAUCCUAGUCACUUAAACACACCUCUGUAGCAAGGUACAAAUGUUUGUUUCAGACUGAUUUUUAUGAAUUUAAAUUUUCACCGGUCUAGCCAUUUCCGACCGUUAUUGAUUUAAAGUUGUCUGUUGUUUUCUUGUAAGAGGUUAUAACCGUAUUGUUCUGAGACUCAUCACAUGUUUACUAUUAAGCCCUUUUACAGUUGAUCACUUUGCUUUCCUCUUUUGAGUGUGCGAUGAUUGUGCGAUGGCGGAACAGGUUGUUGACUGAAUGACAGUUCGAUCUUACAUCUCUCUCUCUCUCUCUCUCUCUCUCUCUCUCUCUCUCUCCAAAAGGCGGAAUGUAUGAUAAUUUCCCCAUGUGGUGUUUGCUUCUACAAGGUAAUUGAGUACCUACGUCUAAUGGUACCGUGGGUUUUGAUUUAUAUAUCUUUGUGUUUUAAAAUGUGUUCCUGUGGUACAUAUAACUGUUACGCGUGUAAAGGAUUCAAUGUGUCGGGAUUAAUUUUAUAUUUAUACUGCUUUCUAAUUUAAGAGCACGGUAGGUGUUAAGAGUUAGGUGUGGCAAAAAUGAACUAUUGUAAACUACUCCUCAAUUGUGGUUUUACCUUUGACUUGUCCACUGUUUCUUUCCAUUUAUGUGUCAGUAUGUUACUUCUGUGUUCUGUUAUCGCAAUCAUAUAGGUUUAUGUAUACAGUGCAUAGUCGAUGUGUCCGUGUAUUAUUUUUUCCAUGAGGAGUGCUAUAUGAGUAUAUUCGUUCUUCAAACACUGGAUGUCCUGUUAGACAAAUUUACAAGUAUUAGAUAUAUUCAAGACAUGCAUGCAGCUUUUUAAUUAGUAGUUAGGUUACUUUAUCAAAGUUAAGAAACACCUGCUAAUCUUUAAUCUUGUAGACUUUGUUUUCAAUAAUGUACAAAUUUCUAAAAUGUUGAAAGAUAUAGAUGACAUAGUAUCUUAAACUUCUAUUAUAAGAUUUGCUAUGAGCAAGUCAUAUGUUUAUUACCAUGAACAUGUAUAUGCUUGUAGUAUGUAUAAAUAGGUAAAUAAACAUUCUUUAUACUGA